AUGGCCAACAAGAGAAUCGUUACCGAGCUCGGUCAAGUGUCGAACAAUCCCGUGCCUGGCACUCAGGUCCAGCUCGCCGAAGAAGGCAAUGUCUUUCUCUGGGAGGUCAUCAUGCAAGGUCCUGAGGACUCUGUCUACGCCAAUGGCAAAUUCAACAUCUCAGUCUCGCUGCCCAAGGAAUACCCCUUCAAGCCCCCCACCGUCUCUUUCAAGACCAAGAUCUACCACCCAAACGUCAGCAACGACGACAAAGGCACCAUGUGCCUGGGCAUGCUCCGUUCCGACGAGUGGAAGCCUCCAAACAAGAUUCGCGACGUCUUGAUGCUCGUUCGUCAAAUCCUCGCUGCGCCCCAACCUGAUGAUGCCGUCGAAAGUAGAAUUGCCGACGAGUACAAGAACAACCGCGAAGUCUUUGAGAAGAACGCAAAGGAAUUCGUCGCAAAGUACUGCAAGUAG
Molecule: messenger RNA, 456 nt
Organism: Aureobasidium namibiae CBS 147.97
Lineage: Eukaryota; Fungi; Ascomycota; Dothideomycetes; Dothideales; Saccotheciaceae
Product: ubiquitin-conjugating enzyme
Exons: 3
Coding region: 1-456 (151 amino acids)
Source: RefSeq, a predicted model, not a curated record